AUGUUGUGGAAAUGGACCAGGUUUCAAAUCUUCCUAAGCCGCGAAGCCGCUGUUCUCAAGAAGCUGAACGAGUUUGUUCGGAGGAUCGUCAUUCAGAAUUCGACUCCCGAUUGGCUCCCUUUCGCCCCCGGCUCCUCCUUCUGGGUCCCUCCGCACCAGAACACCGCCGCUAAGAUUGCUAAUUUGGUCGACCAGGUGAUGCAUCCGUUGACGGAGGAGGAGGUUCUCUCUCUGUCUUCUCCUUCUGGCUGGCCUUGCUCCUCUUUCUUCACUCCUCCUCCAGAUGAUGAUUCUUCAUCUAAACAAGAGGUAGAAAGUAGCACAGAGUUGAACGUUCCGGGGAAUGAGAUGCUGGAAGUCAAGCUAGCGCAGUUUCCAGAUCCAAUCUACUUGUUGAAACACGGAGACAAUGAUGAGUGAUUUUACAUUUCCAGCUCACGUGGAAGGCCAGUCCUGAUGCAUGGUUUGCGUAGACAGGCUUUGGA
Molecule: messenger RNA, 485 nt
Organism: Brassica napus (rape)
Lineage: Eukaryota; Viridiplantae; Streptophyta; Magnoliopsida; Brassicales; Brassicaceae
Exons: 3
Coding region: 1-420 (139 amino acids)
Source: RefSeq, a predicted model, not a curated record